This is a messenger RNA of Hydra vulgaris (swiftwater hydra), 1041 nucleotides long. The record is from RefSeq and is a predicted model, not a curated record. Lineage: Eukaryota; Metazoa; Cnidaria; Hydrozoa; Anthoathecata; Hydridae.
AUGGAGAAAGCGCUUCAAAAUAAUCUGAAUUUAGAAAACUUUGAUACUUUAGACGAAGAUCUCUUAGAUGAAAUAUUUGCAGAGUAUAUCAAUAAAGCAUUUGAGAAGGUCGUUUCUUUGGAUGAAUACUCAUGUAUAACUUGUGGAAAAAUUUGCAAGUCAAAAGGAGGUUUAAAAAGAAACGCAAACUCAGCACCUGCGUUAAUCAGCAAUGUAUCAAAAUUAGAUUGUUUUACAGUUAACAUAUUUUCAAAUAUUGUAAAAGGAGUGCAAAAUGUUUUAUUCUGUGACAAUUGUUAUCCAGAAGAAACAAGGCAGACAAUUAAAGAGUUUGAAUACAAUGAUAUCCUGUACAACGAAGUGAGCAAGUUAUUAACUGAGUUCAUAUCAUCAAGGAAUGCUGACAUAUUUUUAUCAAAGUUUUAUUCAAGCAUUGUUCUAUACGCCUAUUAUUAUAUCUUUAAUCUGGAUAAGCGUUUAUGUGCUUUAUUAGCCCUCCAUAUUGGAAAUCAUAUUUUAGGUUUUUAUAAAAAACAACUAAACUCUCCUUAUGAAGAAAGCAAACAAAAACCAAUAAGUGCACAAAAGAUAGAUGGAUUGCAGUAUUUAGCUGGUUAUGUUAUACACAAAUUUAUAAAAAAAACAAGAAACAAUAAAAAUUUUAAUUCAAAAAUAAAUUAGGACACAAUGGCAAUACUUAAAAAAUUUACAACAGAUAUAUUCGUUGAUCAAAAAUUUAUUUGUUCUCAAAACAGAGGGGGCUGUGAAAAAGAGUGUCAAUGUAUUUUUAUUGUAACUGAGAGUUUGUUUUGGAGAGAAACUAACAAAAGUAGCUAAUAAUAUUUUAGAAAAUAUGCUUAAACUUCAUUUUUGCGUACGCUCAUUUUCAUUAACUCAAAAUAUUGUUUAGUUGCACAAAGAAAAGAAAAAAGAAAAAUCUUUACGCAAAACUAUCAAAAAAGCAUCUCAGAAACUUUGUAUACAAGAAUAAAUAUUAUUUAAUGCAAAGAAAAACAAUUUUUAUAACAUUUAAAAAAGAAA